This is a messenger RNA of Symbiodinium necroappetens, 340 nucleotides long. The record is from the annotation of a GenBank genome assembly. Lineage: Eukaryota; Dinophyceae; Suessiales; Symbiodiniaceae.
GGGGUCCUCCGCGCAGCAGCUGGCAAGCGCCGUUUGGGACCUUGGCGAAUCGACGGCUUCUCCGGAGCCUCCUUUGGACUCAGCUGGAGAUCUGCUGGGCUCGGCUGAUCCCGAAGACCUCCGCGCCAGCGCGGCUGUUUGUGGAGCUCUCGUUGCAGAGCAGGCCGAUGAUGUCUUUGGCCUUCUUCCCAGGAUUCAGGCGUGCAACGAGACCCCCGAGCUCCUGGGCCCCUUUCUGAUGGCCUCUGAGCAGGCUUUGCCAUCUAGCAGCGUCGCGGAAGCGCAGUCAUGGCCAAAAAGAGAAGCGUUCAUGGCCUCCUGUGUCUGUGCUCGAAGUUAG